CGCUGCCGCGGUGCCGUGAGGGGACGGAGACGGCCGGGCCCGGACCAGCGCGAUGCUCACGGACGGCACCGCCGCCGCUGCCGCCGACGAGGAGAUCGACUCGGUCGCGCCCCGCGCGCCGCCCGCCGCUGCCGAGCCGCCCGCCGCGGCCGGGCCCUCCCCGCUGGGCCUGCGGGCCGUGCGCCUCUUCGGGGAGGCCGGGCCCGGCGGGCCGGGAGGCCCCGGCGCGCCCGCGGCCGGUGAGGCCGCCCUCGACUUCAAGCUGGCGGCCGCCGUGCUGCGGAGCGGGGGCGGCGGCGGCUCCGGCAGCGACGAGGACGAGGUGUCCGAGGUUGAAUCAUUUAUUUUGGACCAAGAAGAUCUUGAUAACCCAGUACUUAAAACCACAUCGGAGUUAUUCUUAUCGAGUGCUGCAGAAGGCGCAGACUUGAGAACUGUGGAUCCAGAAACACAAGCAAGACUUGAAGCCUUACUGGAGGCAGCAGGAAUUGGUAAAUUGUCCACUGCCGAUGGCAAAGCCUUCGCAGAUCCCGAGGUUCUCCGGAGACUGACGUCGUCCGUCAGCUGCGCGCUGGACGAGGCGGCCGCGGCAUUGACCCGCAUGAGAGCCGAGAACAAUCACAACAACGGCCAGGUGGACAAUCGCAGUUUGGCGGAAGCAUGCUCCGAUGGGGAUGUGAAUGCUGUCAGGAAGCUGCUGGAUGAAGGACGGAGUGUAAAUGAACACACUGAGGAAGGGGAGAGUCUGCUUUGCUUGGCCUGCUCAGCAGGAUAUUAUGAAUUGGCACAAGUGCUUCUAGCCAUGCACGCCAACGUCGAAGAUCGAGGGAAUAAAGGCGACAUCACGCCCUUGAUGGCAGCUGCCAGCGGAGGCUACGUGGAUAUUGUUAAACUCCUCCUUGUCCAUUGUGCAGAUGUCAAUGCACAGUCCUCCACAGGGAACACGGCUCUCACGUACGCCUGUGCUGGGGGCUUUGUGGACGUGGUGAAGGUGCUACUGAAAGCUGGUGCUAACAUAGAAGACCACAAUGAGAAUGGACACACCCCCCUGAUGGAAGCAGCCAGUGCAGGGCAUGUUGAGGUUGCAAGAGUAUUGCUGGAAUAUGGUGCAGGAAUCAACACUCACUCCAACGAGUUCAAAGAAAGUGCACUUACACUCGCAUGCUAUAAAGGCCAUUUAGAUAUGGUUCGUUUUUUGCUCGAAGCUGGAGCUGAUCAAGAGCACAAAACAGAUGAGAUGCACACGGCGCUGAUGGAGGCCUGCAUGGAUGGCCACGUGGAGGUGGCGCGGCUGCUGUUGGACAGCGGUGCCCAGGUGAACAUGCCCGCGGAUUCCUUCGAAUCCCCGCUCACCCUGGCUGCCUGCGGCGGGCACGUGGAGCUGGCAGCGCUGCUGAUCGAGAGAGGAGCCAACCUGGAGGAGGUCAAUGAUGAGGGUUACACUCCUCUGAUGGAGGCUGCUCGGGAAGGCCACGAAGAGAUGGUGGCCUUGCUGCUGGCACAAGGGGCAAAUAUCAACGCACAGACAGAAGAAACGCAGGAAACAGCCCUGACCCUGGCGUGCUGUGGAGGCUUUUCUGAAGUCGCUGACUUCCUUAUUAAGGCAGGAGCUGAUAUAGAGCUUGGUUGCUCAACACCUUUGAUGGAAGCUGCUCAAGAAGGUCAUCUUGAACUGGUGAAAUAUUUGCUGGCAGCAGGAGCUAAUGUUCAUGCCACUACAGCAACGGGAGACACAGCUCUGACCUACGCCUGUGAAAAUGGACACACAGAUGUGGCAGAUGUGUUGCUCCAGGCUGGUGCUGAUCUGGAGCACGAAUCUGAAGGUGGGAGAACCCCACUAAUGAAGGCUGCACGAGCUGGUCACUUAUGCACCGUGCAAUUCCUUAUUAGCAAAGGUGCCAAUGUGAACAGAGCUACAGCCAACAAUGAUCACACAGUGGUGUCCCUGGCCUGUGCUGGAGGUCACCUGGCCGUGGUUGAGCUUCUCCUGGCUCACGGGGCAGAUCCCACUCAUCGGCUCAAGGAUGGCUCAACAAUGCUCAUUGAAGCUGCCAAGGGAGGACACACAAAUGUUGUUUCUUACUUGCUGGAUUACCCAAACAAUGUUCUGUCGGUUCCUGCAGCAGACUUGUCCCAGCUCACACCUCCAUCUCAGGAUCAGUCUCAGGUUCCCCGUGUCCCGGUGCAUACGCUCGCUAUGGUUGUACCUCCCCAGGAGCCUGACAGGACCCCUCAAGAGAACUCCCCACCUCUCUUGGGAGUGGUGAAAGGUGCAUCCAAGCAGAAGUCAAGUUCCCUGCAGGUAGCAGAUAAGGACCUACUGCCACCUUUUCACCCAUACCAGCCUUUGGAAUGCAUAGUAGAAGAGACUGAAGGCAAGCUGAAUGAACUUGGACAGAGAAUUAGUGCUAUUGAAAAAGCACAACUUAAAUCAUUGGAAUUAAUUCAAGGUGAACCUUUAAAUAAAGAUAAGAUUGAAGAACUUAAAAAGAACAGAGAAGAACAAGUACAGAAGAAGAAGAAAAUAUUGAAGGAGCUGCAGAAGGUGGAAAGGCAGUUGCAGAUGAAAACCCAACAGCAGUUUACCAAAGAAUAUUUGGAGACCAAAGGUCAGACAGACACACCACCUGCCCUGCAGCAGCAGUGCUCACUUGCAGGGGUCUUCCCAGAAGUGGAAGCUGAUAAGGGUCUGCCAGAGGAUAACUUUUCAGGGUUACCUCAGGUUGACACAAUCUUGUCUAAAGAUGAUGAGCAACACCAGUCUCCAGCACCUGCUGAACAAAUAGAGUUUGUCCCUAUCCAGCCUUUGCCAGCACCGCAAUGUAAUUUUUCUGGUAACUUAGGUUUUAAUGGGACAGAGUCUCUUGAACUUCAGAAAGCAUUAGGGAAUCAGCAGAAUGUAGGACAGCAGCAGCAAAUUGCUGGGCAGGGGCUCUUAGUUCAAGAAGCAGACGGAUUAAUGGUUGCCACUCCAGCACAGACGCUUACCGACACUCUUGAUGACCUAAUAGCAGCUGUGAAUAGCAGAGUGCCCAGUGGCUCCACCAGCUCCUCACACACUACGGAGUCCCCAACGCCUGAGCCGUGCCCACAGGCUGCCAGCAGUGUGCCCCCCCAGUCUGUGCUCCCCAUGUACCCAUCAGUGGACAUCGAUGCACAUACCGAAAGCAAUCACGACACCGCGCUGACCCUGGCGUGCGCGGGGGGGCACGAGGAGCUCGUGUCUGUGCUGAUCGCCCGUGGUGCCAAUAUUGAGCACAGAGACAAGAAGGGUUUCACACCUUUGAUUCUGGCUGCAACUGCUGGACAUGUUGGUGUUGUGGAAAUCCUUCUGGACAAAGGCGGGGAUAUAGAGGCGCAGUCGGAGCGCACGAAGGAUACGCCGCUGUCCUUGGCAUGCUCCGGGGGACGCCAGGAGGUUGUGGAUUUGCUGUUGGCCCGGGGAGCAAAUAAAGAACACAGGAAUGUGUCUGAUUACACGCCGUUAAGCCUUGCUGCAUCUGGUGGCUAUGUUAACAUCAUCAAGAUUCUUCUCAAUGCUGGGGCAGAAAUUAAUUCCAGGACUGGCAGCAAGCUGGGGAUUUCUCCUCUGAUGUUGGCUGCCAUGAAUGGCCACGUCCCUGCCGUGAAGCUGCUGCUGGAUAUGGGCUCAGAUAUUAACGCCCAAAUCGAGACCAACCGCAACACAGCCCUGACCCUGGCCUGCUUCCAGGGCCGGGCAGAGGUGGUCAGCCUGCUGCUGGACAGGAAGGCCAAUGUGGAGCACAGGGCAAAGACUGGUCUCACACCUCUGAUGGAAGCAGCUUCAGGAGGCUAUGCAGAGGUUGGAAGGGUUCUCCUUGAUAAAGGAGCAGAUGUGAAUGCCCCACCUGUGCCUUCCUCAAGAGAUACAGCUCUAACAAUUGCAGCUGAUAAGGGUCACUACAAGUUCUGCGAGCUCCUCAUUAAUCGAGGGGCACACAUUGAUGUUCGCAACAAGAAAGGAAACACCCCGCUGUGGCUGGCCGCCAACGGGGGGCACUACGACGUGGUGCAGCUGCUUGUGCAAGCAGGGGCAGAUGUGGAUGCUGCAGAUAACAGGAAAAUCACCCCUCUUAUGUCAGCAUUUCGCAAGGGGCAUGUGAAAGUAGUUCAGUUCCUGGUGAAAGAAGUGAACCAGUUUCCUUCAGACAUUGAGUGCAUGCGCUACAUAGCGACCAUCACGGACAAGGACCUGUUGAAAAAGUGUCACCAGUGUGUGGAGACAAUUGUGAAAGCUAAAGACCAGCAGGCUGCAGAAGCCAAUAAAAAUGCAACUAUACUGCUGAAGGAGCUAGACCUGGAAAAAUCAAGAGAGGAGAGCAGAAAACAAGCUCUUGCAGCCAAAAGGGAGAAAAGAAAGGAAAAGAGAAAGAAGAAGAAAGAGGAACAAAAAAGAAAACAAGAAGAAGAUGAAGAAAACAAACCUAAGGAAACUCUGGAACUACAAGAAGAUGAUGAUGAAGAAGAAAACGAUGAUGAAGUGGAGCAAGAAGUUCCCAUAGAGCCUCCAAGUGCAACUACUACAACUACAAUUGGAAUUUCUGCAACUUCAACUACCUUCACAAAUGCCUUUGGGAAGAAGAGAGCUAAUGUGGUGACUACCCCCAGCACAAAUAGAAAAAAUAAGAAGAAUAAAACAAAAGAGACUCCUCAGAAUAUGCAGAUAAUUUUGCCAGAUCAGCAUAUAUCUCUAGCACAGCAAAAAGCAGAUAAAAACAAAAUAAAUGGAGAGCCAAGAGGUGGUGGUGCAAGUGGGAACAGUGAUUCAGAUAACUUGGAUAGCACAGAUUGCAAUAGUGAAAGCAGCAGUGGAGGGAAAAGCCAAGAGCUGAACUUCACAAUGGACACGAACUCCUCAGAGCGGCGCUACGCCUCACUGCUCAUCCCCUCUCAGGAAGAAAAAAACAGCACCUCUGCUUCCAAAACACCAACCAGACUUGAUGGUGAAGGUCAUUCGAAUUCUUUGUCGACUACUUAUAAGGCUGUUUCCCUGCCUCUGAGCUCUCCUAAUGUAAAGCUGAAUCUGACCAGUCCAAAAAGAGGCCAGAAAAGAGAAGAAGGCUGGAAAGAAGUGGUUAGAAGGCAAGUGGGCAGAGUUUUGAAAGACCCUCCCCCAAGCAACACUCUGCAGCCAACACCAAUUGAGCAAUUUCAGCUGCAGAGAGGAGGGCGCUGCUGUUCCGGAGCAAAAAGGUCAAAGAAAUUAUCAGUCCCAGCUUCUGUGGUAUCUAGAAUAAUGGGAAGAGGUGGGUGCAACAUCACAGCAAUUCAAGAUGUCACUGGUGCCCACAUUGAUGUGGAUAAGCAAAAAGAUAAGAAUGGAGAGAGAAUGAUCACUAUAAGGGGAGGUACAGAGUCCACGCGAUACGCAGUGCAACUCAUCAAUGCCCUUAUUCAAGAUCCUGCCAAGGAACUGGAAGACUUGAUUCCUAAAACUCACAUAAGAACACCUGCUUCGAGUAGCAAGUCAAUCCACGCAAACUUUUCAUCUGGAGUCAGCACUGCGACUGCUUCCAACAAGAACUCGUUUCCUCUGGGAGCACCGCCCCUGGUCACGUCGCAGUCAUCAACACUAUCGACUUUCCAGCCUCCUAACAAAUUAAACAAGAAUGUCCCAGCGAACGUGCGCUCAUCUUUUCCGGUGUCUCUUCCUCUCGCUUAUUCUCACCCUCAUUUUGCCUUGCUGGCUGCCCAAACUAUGCAACAGAUCCGGCACCCUCGCUUACCUAUGGCCCAAUUCGGAGGAACCUUUUCACCUUCACCAAACACUUGGGGACCAUUCCCAGUGAGACCAGUUAACCCUGGCAGCACGAACAGCUCUCCAAAGCAUAACAGUUCGAGUCGUGUGGGUAACCAGAACGGCAGCGUUCUGCAGACCGAGUCUCCUGGGUUAGCUACGUCCAGCUGUCCCGUCACAGCCUCGUCUGUAGCUGCUUCCAGCCAGCCUCUGUGCGUGACCAGUAACCGGACUCCCUCCUCGGUCAGGAAGCAGCUCUUUGCUACGUGCGUCCCCAAGACGAGUGCUGCAGCCACAGCCAUCUCAACUGUGACCAGCACCUGUAGCACUCUGCCCUCAGCUUCCUCCGCCCCCACAAACAACGGGCAAGUGCCCGCAGCGUUUCUGCCGCCUCCUGCUCCGCAAACGCAGCAUUCUGCCCUGAAAGCAGACUCGUUCUCGGCCGUCUCCGCAGCCAAGGAGAAGGUGCCCGCCCCCGAGCAGCCGCCCACGAGCGUGUGCCCGCCAGCUUCAACCGCCAGCAGUUGCAGUGUGUCAGCCAGCAGCAGCUCAGGGGGCACCGAGACGCGCCCGGCGAGCAGUCCCGCACCGCUCAGCAGCGCCCAAGAUGAAAUUCUGCCAACCAGCAUGUCUGACAUCAGCCCUUCCAUGUCGAUGCCUUUUUCAUCCAGCUCAGAAACUGCUCCUUUAAGCUUAGCGUCGCCCAGGUCAGUUGUUGCAGAUAAUCAGGACAACAGUAACUUACCUCAAGUAGCUGUACCAGCACCUCGAGUUACUCACAGGAUGCAGUCCAGAGGUUCUUUCUAUUCAGUGGUACCAAAUGCAAACCUCCAUCAAGAUCCUCAGUCUAUUUUUGUUACGAAUCAAGUUCCUUUAACACCUUCUCAAGGUCCACCUGCUGCAGUGCAGCUUUCGUCAGCCAUGAACGUUAUGAACGGUUCUCAGAUGCACAUUAACCCAGCAAACAAAUCAUUGCCUCCUGCCUUUGGGCCAGCAACGCUCUUCAAUCACUUUAGUAGUCUUUUUGAUAGCAACCAGGUGCCAGCUAACCAAGCAUGGGGAGACUGUCCACUCUCUACCCGAGCAGCAGCUGACCCAUCUUUCACUGUUCAGUCUACCUUUCUGAAUAACUCUGUGCUAGGACAUGUGGAAAACGUCCAUCCCGACAACUCCAAGGCUCCUGGUUUCAGGCCACCUUCCCAACGGGUUUCAACUAGUCCUGUAGGCUUACCCUCUCUAGAUCCAUCCAACAGCUCUACAACUUCUUCUUCAGGUCCUUUGACAGGCUUUUCAGCAAACAUACAAGGAGCACGGGUUUACCUUCAAGGGCCAGCGCCUGUUGGGACUCCCAGCUUUAACAGACAGCAUUUUUCACCACAUCCUUGGACAAGCGCAACAAAUUCAUGUAGGAACUUCAUGGCAGGUGAAUCUCCUAUUCCAUCAGUUUCCUCAGGAUCAUCUUCACCCCUCUCAGCUGCUUCUGCACCUGCUAACUUGGGCCAGCCAAAAGCGGGGAACAGCAGCCAGGACAGGAAGGUGCCCCCUCCCAUCGGGACAGAGCGGCUCGCCAGGAUCCGCCAGGGAGGCUCCGUCACCCCCACGCCCCUGGGCAGCAACUUCACAGCUCCCGUGGGCCACAGCGGCAUCUGGUCCUUCGGGGUCAACAGCGUGUCUGAAGGUUUGUCAGGUUGGUCUCAGCCUGUCAUGGGAAGUCAUCCAAUGCAUCAGCAGCUGUCAGACCCAGGCACGUUUUCUCAGCAUCAGCCAAUGGAGAGAGAUGAUUCUGGAAUAGUGGCUCCCUCGAAUAUUUUCCACCAACCUAUGCCAAAUAGUUUUGUGGAUUUUUCUAAAGGCCUGCCCAUCUCCAUGUACGGCGGCACUCUGAUACCCUCGCACCCCCAGCUGGCAGAUGGCCCAGGAGGGCCCCUCUUUAAUGGGCUCCAUACUCCAGAUCCUGCCUGGAAUCCCAUGAUCAAAGUUGUCCAGAACUCAACAGAAUGUACUGAUGCUCAGCAGAUUUGGCCUGGCACCUGGGCACCUCACAUUGGAAACAUGCAUCUCAAGUACGUCAACUGAUUUAAGGGGGUCUGUCCUUUUUUAGCCUGGUUUGGGAAUCUUUAUGACCUUGAAGAACCCUGGGGAUUUUUUUCAUGUGCCUAACUAAGUGAUUUUCUGUGGGCUGUAACAAUGGAAUCUCGAUUGCCCAUUGUAUAAGAACAAAUUGACUUACCUAUACAAACUGAUUCUGUUCUCCAGUUAGUUUAGCCACUUCAAACUUAAAAAAUCAGACAAAACUAGUGCUUUUGGCUAAACACUACUGAAUGCUCCUUGUAUGCAGCAGAGAACUAGCUGAUGACAUGAUUUUGACCUUUUAGGGUGGUAAAUACCUGUAUAAUUGUUUACAGACUUAAAAGGAAAAGCUGAGUAAAUUUCAUGUCGUAUAGUGGCUCUACUUUAUGUAGCCUGUAUUAAUGUGAAAUAUUUACCUGAAUACUCAAUAAAAGGCAAACAGCAUUUA
This is a messenger RNA of Catharus ustulatus (Swainson's thrush), 8276 nucleotides long. Its product is annotated as ankyrin repeat and KH domain-containing protein 1. The transcript has 35 exons. Gene Ontology annotation, cellular component: cytoplasm. Lineage: Eukaryota; Metazoa; Chordata; Aves; Passeriformes; Turdidae. The record is from RefSeq and is a predicted model, not a curated record. Gene Ontology annotation, molecular function: protein binding; RNA binding. Gene Ontology annotation, biological process: innate immune response. The coding region runs from base 53 to 7834 and encodes 2593 amino acids.